This is a messenger RNA of Triplophysa dalaica, 1468 nucleotides long. RefSeq names its product probable E3 SUMO-protein ligase RNF212. Gene Ontology annotation, cellular component: synaptonemal complex. Gene Ontology annotation, biological process: homologous chromosome pairing at meiosis; reciprocal meiotic recombination; protein sumoylation. NCBI's taxonomy places the organism in Eukaryota, Metazoa, Chordata, Actinopteri, Cypriniformes, Nemacheilidae. Gene Ontology annotation, molecular function: SUMO transferase activity. The transcript has 13 exons. The record is from RefSeq and is a predicted model, not a curated record. The coding region runs from base 158 to 1036 and encodes 292 amino acids.
AUCAGGUAAUUAACAUCUUAUGCUAACUAGCGAAUCUGACAUUUAAUAUGGAAAGUACUGGUUAGUCUACACAGAUAUAGAAUUCGGUCUGUCUAGAUUGUGAGACUGAGGUAUUAGACACAGCUAGAGUCAUGUCAUUGUGCUGAAAUACAGAAAAAUGUCUCACUGGAUCUGCUGUAACUCAUGCUUCAUGCCAUCUGGAUCUGAACGUCAACUAGCUGUUUCAAACUGCGGCCACAUCAUCUGUAAUGUUUGCUUUCAGAGAGGAAAGCAAGGUGUGUGUCUUAUUUGCAAAGCAAAGUGUCAGAUCUCCCCACUGUCUGAUAAAAGCAGCUCAGAAGUUCAGGCACUUUUUUCAGAUUUAAACACAGUUGCUGUCAAGUGCUUCUCAGAGAUAAGCAAGGUCUUACAAUUCCAGACAAGACAUCAGAAAAGAUUACUGGCCCACUAUCAGCAGAAGGUUGAGAGAAUGCAGGAGACUGGGCUGAAAAUGCAGCAAGAGAUGCAGCAAGAAAUGCAGAGAAUGUCAAAAAAAAUUACAGAACAGAAAGCCUAUAUUUUAAAGUUAGAAAUGACUCUUCAACAUCAAAGUUCAAGACUGACAUCACAGGCCAAUCUACAUUCAGCAAGUCAUUUGAGUACAACUUCCCCUGUUACAAAUAUUCCCUAUUCUUCUCCACUUUCAAAGUCACGGAAGUUAUCUGCUUCCAGCUUAGCCGAAGGCAUAGAGAUCAACACCAGGGGGCUCUCUCACAAACCAGGCACUUCGGGUAGAAUUAGUCUCAUAAGCUCACAGCAGGAUGGACGAAUAGGUUCAGUACCUCACCGAGCAUCCAGUCAGAGCACUAUGGGUAGCCAUUCAGUACCAUUCAGUGCCACUGUCAGUAGGGAAUUCUCAAGUGGUCUACGGGACCCUGUGAUGAGUCCAUCCCAUAAUAUGGCCUACCGCAGAGAGUCGCCAUGGGAGACGCCUGUGUUCAAACUGCCCUCAGCUUACAAAUACCCUUCUGUGUCUUCUCUCGGACCCCCACCAUAACAUCCAUUCCAAAGCCAAAACAGUUUAUCGUAUGUCAUAAUAUAAUUUGAUGUCACAAAGUUGGGCUAUUUGAACUCAGUUUUGCGGUGAUGCUGUAAAUAGUAAAUGUUUUUAGUAAAAGACAUCAGGCUAAUUACUUAUGUAACCAUCUGUUGCACGAAAUAAUCACAGCCAUGGCCUGUAAUAGACUCGUAUGAUGGUGCAAUGCAUUAAAGCAGCCUCUAUGUGUGAAACAUUGGACAUCUGUGCUCUUGUUUCCAUAAAUGUUUCUAUGUAUUGUCAUAAUUGAUCACAGACCUAUCUUAAUUGGUUUGCGAGUGUGAAUUUUAAUACGACUUUUCUUGCAUGACUCACGUUGUGUGAGCAGCAUGUGCUGUUAAUCACAUCCAGUGUGUUCUCUGCUCUGUAUUUUUCCUCUGUGCGCUGAUGACA